UGUGGGUGCUGCUGCCAGCGCCCGCCCGUGGCCCCGCCCCCGCCCAGCGCCCGGCCGUGGCCCCGCCCAGCGCCCGGUCCCGCCCAGCGCCGGGCAUUUCACUCCGCCCCUGCCGUCACUUCCGGUUGGCGCCAUCAUGGCGGCGCCGGGGCUGUCCAAGGCCGAGUACCUGCGGCGGUACCUGAGCGGCCCGGCCGCCAGCGACGCUGCCCAGCCCCGCCGCCGCCGCAAGAAGAAGCCGCCGGGCGGUGCCGCUAGAGGCGGGAUGCGGAUCGUGGACGACGAUGUCAGCUGGAAUAGCAUUGCUGCUGUGCAGGAGAAGGAGGAGGAGGAGGAGGAUGAAGCGGACAUGCCUGUGGUGGCAGAAUUUAUUGAUGAGCGUCCAGAUGAAGUGAAGCUCAUGGAGGAAUUCCGAACAAAUACUAAAUGGAAACUUCUAGGAGACCAGAACGAAGACUCCCAAAGUUCGGAUAUUUCAGUACCUGCCAAAUCUACCACAAGGCGACAGCGCCAUGACACCCCGGACAGUUCGCCCCCAAAGAGACUGCGGCAUGACUCCCUGGACAAAUCACCUCCAGGUCAACAGCGCCAUGACUCCCCGGAUCUGUCCCCUCCCAGGCAAGAGAGAAACAAUUCCUCCAACCACUUGCCUCCCAGGCGACAGCGCCACGACUCCCCAGACCUCUCCCCACCAAGAAGGAAGCAUCAUGACUCCCCAGACCUGUCACCUCCCAAGCAACAGCGCCAUGACUCCCCAGACCUCUCCCCACCAAGAAGGAAGCACAAUGGCUUCCAGGAUCUCUCUCCCCCAAGACGGAAGCGUCACGACUCCCCGGACCUGUCACCUCCCAGACGGAAGCGUCACGACUCCCCGGACCUGUCACCUCCCAGACGGAAGCGUCACGACUCCCCGGACCUGUCACCUCCCAGACGGAAGCGUCACGACUCCCCGGACCUGUCACCUCCCAGACGGAAGCGUCACGACUCCCCGGACCUGUCACCUCCCAGACGGAAGCGUCACGACUCCCCGGACCUGUCACCUCCCAGACGGAAGCGUCACGACUCCCCGGACCUGUCACCUCCCAGACGGAAGCGUCACGACUCCCCGGACUUCUCUCCAAAGAGAGUCAGUUCAGCAAUGGGGAAAAAGGGCUGCAAAACCACAGACAAGUCACAGUCAGGGGGAGUCCAAGGAGAGCAAUCUCAGCUCAGGCGUGGUGUCUCUGACAAGACCUUGGCGCAUCAGAAGCGUCAGACUACUCCAGAUCUAUCUCCUCCACGGAAGAAGAGGUAUGAUUCUGACUCAGAUUUGUCACCACCUCGGAGAAGGAAAGCUGGGUCACCUAGUCUGAAAAAGGAGGGCAGAACAAAAGGUGCUUCUCCAGCCAUGAAAAAGCUUAGGCAGGUGCCUUCACCUCAGAGGUACCUGAGGCGCGACUCCGACUCUCCAUCUCCACGGAGGAGCACCCGGAACACCUCUGAUGUAGACUGCAGGCUAGGCCAUGUACGCAGUGAUUCCCCUAAGCGUGGUCCUCUCAAACAGAAUUGGAGCAAAUCUUCAGACUCUGAUUUAUCUCCUCCACGACGAACUCUGCCAGCUGAAAAGGAUCAGCAUGGUUCAAGGAACCCCCCUGACCUCUCACCUCAUUACCACCGUGACACUAAGGGAUCUCCCAAGAAGGCAAAUGUGAUGUUGUCUGGGGUCAAAGCUGGCUUGGUCUCAGCUGAUGUGCUGCGGAGGGAACAGCAGGAGCUCAGGAGGCAUGAGAGAAAUAACAAGCACUUGGAAGAGGAAUCCCGGCACUCUCAGACUGUCUUCCGAGACAAAUUUGGUCGCAGGAGGGACCUCGCGCAGGAGUGGCUGGAGCAGCAGCAGAAGGCUGAAGCGAAGUCCGAGAGAGAGGAGCAAUAUGCCAAAUGGGGGAAAGGGCUAGCACAGGAGAGGCAACAGCAGCAGAACGUGGAAGAUGCAAUAAAAGAGAUGCAGAAACCAUUGGCCCGUUAUAUUGAUGACCAGGAUCUGGAUCGAAUGUUGAGAGAACAAGAGAGAGAAGGAGACCCCAUGGCUGACUUCAUCAAAAAAAGGAAGGCCAAAGAGAACAAAGAAAAGAAAGAAAAACCCAGGUACAAUGGACCAGCACCUCCACUCAACAGAUUUAAUAUAUGGCCCGGGCAUCGCUGGGAUGGUGUGGACAGGUCCAAUGGAUUCGAGCAGCAGCGCUUUGCCAGGAUAGCCAACAAGAAGGCAGUUCAGGAAGUUGCAUACAAAUGGAGUGUUGAGGACAUGUAGACAAGACGAAGAACCAUGCAAAGCAGCGCUUGGGAGUUGACGCUACAGAGGUUCGCCUAUUGCCACUGCCAGAGCCAUGAGGAAGGGCUUGCUCUGCCUGGACCGCGCCCUGUCCUCAGCGUUUGGCAUUGCAGUGGACUGUCUUCCAAGAGGCAAGGCUGAAUUUAAAGGAGAGCUGCCAAAAGAGGAUUUCCCCGACAGCCAGAGGGGACCAGCGCAGAGAAUUGCAGCAGUGCUGCGUGGCACAGUGGCUGAGUGUGCUGUGGCGGCAAGCAGUGCGGUGGCCACUGCCUGCAGGAGUACCUCGUUCCCUGGCACUGCCCUCUGAGGUGCUGCAGCUGCCAGUUUCUGCUCUUCAUUUGUCUUCUAACAAACUGUAGAAAUUAUAUGCUUAAUUGUUUUAUGCCAAACGCUUUGUCCUUUGAGGUUGGUUCACAACCCUUCAGGUGUCCUAAAUCUCAGGUUUUUCUUCAUGGUGAAAAUAUGCUGAACACUUGGUCAUGGGAGAGUUAACCUUGUUCAGUCUGUUUCAGAGCUCGGUUGCAGUUUGUUUUGUUCCAGUUGUUCCAGAGAGGAACUAUACCCUACAAAUACUUAGUACUGUGAGCUGAUCUGCCUCUGAGCUGAUGUCAGAUCUGUCAGUGUCCUUCCCAGGGUGCCCAGAGGGCUUCCGUUAAGUUUGUGUUGUUCUCAUGCCCUCUGGUUCAUGGAGUUUCCGACUCGCAGUGGAGUGGGGAAUGCUCCAAUUGUCCCAGCCUGGCUGAGCAGGAGCCUGCUUGCUGUGUUGCCCUCUGUCGCUCUCCUGAAGAGGUUCAGAGACUGACCUGCAGCGCUGCAUUUGAGAGUAAAAUCUUCAGGAGCCCCAGCAGCUCGUUAGGGGUCAGUUUCUCAUGGAAAUAAACAUGCAGAGGUUUUUUAAAUUGCCUCCCCCUACCAUUACCUCUGCGUAGCUGAUGGUGGUGGAUUGCUACCCCCAGACUCCUCUCUGGACAGUGGUGCUGAUAGCCCGGCGCUUCCCUUGCACUGCUGCCCGGGGGCUUCUGCACGAAGCAUAACCCCUCUUGUGAUCAGAUUUGUCGGGCUUGGAGCUGGAGGCCAGGCAGAGAGCUUCCCUUAAUCCCUGCUUGUGAAAAAGCACUUGUGGAAAUAAAUACAGUUGUUCUCGUUGACAUCCCAGGGAGCAUGUAUUAAAUGCAGCCAGCAGUUUCCAUGGAGAUGCCUUGUCUUCAGUAGUGGUCAGGGGCCAGUCAGAAUCGCUCUUCGUGGUGAUUCUGAAGCACUAGGAGAGCUGUGGGCGAGAAGUGUAAGGACAAAUUCUUCUCUGGAGUGGGAGAGUCUUGGAACUUCCUUCCAUGGUGUUUUGUUGUUGGUUUGUUUUUUUUUUUAAUUCACUGUGUUGUGUUUCUAGCAGUCUUGGAAUCUGUGUACACUUGGAAAUAACAGCUUACUUUUUUUACUUGA
Molecule: messenger RNA, 3751 nt
Organism: Falco peregrinus (peregrine falcon)
Lineage: Eukaryota; Metazoa; Chordata; Aves; Falconiformes; Falconidae
Gene: BUD13
Product: BUD13 homolog
Exons: 11
Coding region: 137-2290 (717 amino acids)
Biological process (GO): mRNA splicing, via spliceosome
Cellular component (GO): U2-type spliceosomal complex; RES complex
Molecular function (GO): RNA binding
Source: RefSeq, a predicted model, not a curated record